Archocentrus centrarchus (flier cichlid) is the source of this 3291-nucleotide messenger RNA. RefSeq names its product AGBL carboxypeptidase 2 (gene agbl2). Gene Ontology annotation, biological process: proteolysis. Gene Ontology annotation, molecular function: metallocarboxypeptidase activity; zinc ion binding. Lineage: Eukaryota; Metazoa; Chordata; Actinopteri; Cichliformes; Cichlidae. The record is from RefSeq and is a predicted model, not a curated record.
ACGGCAACCACGGUGUUGGGGCUUUGCGUUGCUCGGUAAAGUCGGGUCCCCGAGAAAGAUUGCUGCUUGUUGUCAUGAUUAAUUUCGAAAUCGUAAGUUUUCUUCCGUAAGGGGCUCGCAGUGCAGUCAGAUAUGAGCGAGGAAUGCCAAUUGAAAAAUCCAAUGAGAGAUUCCACACUCAGCACCACACAGGCAGAGGAAACAUCAACCAUGGUUAGCUCAGCUAUUAGGAAUUAUGGGACUACCCACCAGCUGGACAUAGCAGACACCACUGACUCCCGCACAGAUGAGGAUGAUGAGGAACUGCCAAAGAUGAAGCAGUUAUGUAAAGAUCUAAAUGAGAAACUGAGGACCACACAGCUGCUUGUGACCUUCAGUGGUAACCGACCUGUUAUAAGUCUCAGGCCACCACCAGAACGGGUCAACUUCACAUGCGGCAUCCGCUGGCCGAUAGAGUGUGAGGUCAUCAGCGACAUUAUCCAUCACAUAGAGUGGGACCCACCAAAGCCAGAGCCCUUCUAUCAGUCCACAGGAUAUGAGAGGACACCCAUGCCAGUCGGAGAGGAGAGGGGGAAGGUGGUAUUCUGCAUAGACCAUGCCACUAAGCACCCCUAUUUCACCUACUCUCGUAUUGGAGGGAGCAGGGAGCCCAUUAAGCGAGCCACUUUUUAUGAUGUCAAUGAGACAGACCUGAUCCUUGAGUUUGAGUCGCGCUUUGAGAGUGGGAACCUUCAGAAGGCCGUCCAAGUGGGUGCCCGUGAUUAUGAGCUUACCCUGCGCACAGACAUGUACACCACAAAGCACACGCAGUGGUUUUACUUCAGGGUCAGAAACAUGAAGGCUGGAGUCACCUACCGCUUCACUAUCAUCAACCUGAUGAAGAGCAGCAGUCUGUAUUUACAGGGUAUGAAACCACUCCUCUACUCUGAGAGAGAUGCUGAAGAGAACGGUGUUGGAUGGCAACGUGCAGGCUCCAAUAUCAAAUACUAUCGGAACUGCAGUCAGAAUACAAAGGAAAGCAACAGUGACACCAUCACCUUUUACUCACUCUCCUGGACUCUCCAGUUCCCUUAUGACUCAGACACCUGCUACCUGGCCCACUGCUACCCCUACACCUAUUCACGCCUGCAGCGCUACCUUAGUCAUAUUACUUCCAACCCUGCUGUUAAGUCAUACUGUAAAGUGCGGGUCCUGUGCCAAAGUCUUGCUGGGAAUGCUGUGUAUGUGAUAACAAUAAUGCCCCAGGACUCUGGCAGGAUGGACAAGACCAAGAAGGCUGUGGUGGUGACAGCCCGAGUGCACCCAGGAGAAUCCAAUGCUUCCUGGAUGAUGGAGGGAUUCCUGGGCUUUCUGCUUGGGGACUCAGCUGAUGCUCAGCUUCUCAGGGACACUUUUAUUUUUAAGGUGGUACCAAUGUUGAACCCAGAUGGUGUGGUGGUCGGCAACUACCGCUGCUCUCUCGCAGGCAGUGACCUCAACAGAAAAUACAGGACAUUGCUCAGAGAUUCCUUUCCUUCCGUGUGGCACACCCGGAACAUGGUGGAAAAACUAAUGGCCGAGAGAGAUGUAGUUCUUUACUGUGAUUUUCAUGGCCACAGCCGAAAAAACAAUGUCUUCAUGUAUGGCUGCAGCAACAAGGUUGAUGCUUCUCUGACACUUCACGAGAGAGUCUUUCCACUAAUGAUGAGCAAGAAUGCUAGUAAUAAGUUCUCCUUUAACACCUGUAAAUUUCGGGUGCAGAAGAGCAAAGAGGGCACAGGGCGAAUUGCCAUGUGGAGACUUGGCAUCAAAAACAGCUACACCAUGGAGGCCACCUUUGGAGGCUCCACUCUGGGCGACAGGAGAGGAACACAUUUUACUACUCAAGACUUGAAGUCCAUGGGUUUUCACCUGUGUGACACCCUGCUGGACUACUGUGACCCUGAUCCAAUGAAGUCCACUUACUGUCUGACAGAACUGGCUUCACUACAAAAGGCGGUGAGAGAAGGAUUGGGCAAAGAUUUGGGAAACAUCUCCGUAUCUGACCUCGAAACCAGCACAAGUGGUUCAGAUAGUUCAGAUUCAGAUGGACUUCCACUUCAUUUGCUGGACCAGCCCAAAAAUGCACAUACAGAGCAAACUCCAGUGAAGAAAAAAAAGAAACACGUAAGGAGUCACAAAGCGAGGAAGAGGCAGCGACCAGACAGAGUGAAGGCCAACACGCAGCCAAAGGAGUCCAACCUGUGCCAUGACACAACAGUCAAAGACAGCAUCCAAAAGAGGCCUGCUGAACAUCAUAGGAAGAAACUUCAGGUAAACAACCUGAUAAGAAAAACUCCUCCUGUCACUCACUGCAGGGAGGUCAGCCAGGUGAGGCUGUGGCAGGGCUGUGAGCCUGCAAAGCUGCCUUGCACUCCACAAGCACGCCCACUUCACAGCGCAUACACAUGUGCAUCACCCCAUAGAGGUGAUCUGGACAUGGAGAAAAGACAGUGGGGAUACUCGUCUCCGUUGCUGCACCUGAGUACUCUUAUUCCACCUUCACCAAAAAUCAUAAACUCCAGCCUCUGGCGAACUUUUACCCCCUACAAAGUCUACAGAGGGUUGCCACCUUUGCUUACAUUGCCACACAGAUCUCCAACAGUCACAUAUGUGAAUAUGUCUCCAGAAAUUAUUCCCAGAAGGCGUUUACUGUCAUGUUUCUCCACCAACCAAUUCAGUGGCCAGCGCAUUUUUAGAGACGAAAGGUCUUCAUGGCUCUCAGAUUACUCUGACCCAAAAGAGUCCUCCACCUCAUGCACGGACAUAACCAAGGCCAAAUGGUAUAAAGGGGAAGAUGAUUCCUCAGAAGUGGAUUCACCACUGCUCAGAUGUGGAGAGCAGAACCUGAAAAACAAUUGUGACACCUCUCUGAAGAAGCCUGGAUCAAGCUGCAGGUUUUUUGUGCCUGUGCUGAGGGACCUAACAGGAAUAAGGAUAAGCAACGACAAAAGACACGGAGGUAUUUUACCUCCAUCCCUCAUGAAAGAACUUCCACGUCCACAGAGUGACACAGCCACUGGGCUUCAGGAUGUGAGCCUCUUUGGAAGAGAAAGCCAAAUGAGCAUGACUCCACAUGACGCAAUGGUCAUGAAGACAUCACAGUCAGCCAUACACAAGGGAAAAACAUAGUUUCUAAUCUGAGAACAACAGACAGUUUUUAUUCUCUGGUCAAUGAUGGGAAGUUUUUUUGGUGGAUGAAGAAACAUCUGGAUAAAAUUUCUCAGUAUGAAUCAGCGAGAAGUGAAACCCCCAAGGAUAGUUUAAAAAUGC